AUGGCAUCGGAAUUGAAUUUUGACAAAUUAUUUAAUAUAUCUAUACUCUGUAUGAAGAUCAACCGUUCUCAUCCCAAUGUGAAAAGAGAUAUGAAAUGGGCUCUUCAAUUUCUUGUUAUGCAUGGUGUUACUACAACGUUUUUCUGCAUGUUACUCUACAGUACUGUAAUGCACGAUUUAAAAAAUAAAAAUUUCACCCAAGCAUGUGCUAACGGAACAAUUGCAAUACUUUACACGGUUGUGAGUUUUCAGUACUUUAUGAUGGUCUGGUAUCAGGAUAAAUUAAGGGACAUGAUUACAAUUAUGAAAAGAGACUUUGCCGACUGCACACUGGAAGAACGGAUUUUGGUACUAAAGUACGCAUAUAGAGGAAGAUGGGUUUCGAAGUUAUGGUUUGUUGUAGCCUCUAUGUCAGGCGGUCUAUUCCCUCUCAAGUCUGUAUUUUCUAUGAUCUAUUACGCAACCAAACAUGAGGUUAGACUUGUUCCUGUAUACGAUUUAACGUAUCCGAAGCUUUUGGAGGAGAUAAAGAAUGACUUCAUACCUUUUACUAUUAUCUACUUUGCAAUGCUCUGGUACGUCUUCUAUGCUUCGUCUAUGUACAUAGGCAUAGUUCCUAUGGGCCCCAUUUUUAUGCUACAUGCAUGCUCUCAGUUAGAGAUAGCGAAGAGGAAAAUACGUAAUUUUUAUCCGUUAAAUGGAUAUAGACACGCAGAUACAAUGGAAAAAAUGAAGGAUGUUGCAACGCAUUUACAGGAAAUUCACGGAUUUGUCGGGAAAAUUCAAAGCACAUUUCAAUACAUAUACGAAUUGUACAUGAAAGGAUCUGCGGUCACAAUACCCAUCACUGCCUAUCAGGCAAUACAGUCUUUCCAUGAUGGGAAUAUCAGUCUGGAAUUCGUUACAAUAACAUUUGCCUGUGUGUUUUUGACUAGUAUUCCCUGUUACUACUGUGAUUUACUAUUGGAAACCGGUGAGAGCGUAGGGGAAGCGGUUUACUUCAGUGGCUGGGAGAAGCAGUGGGACCGCCAUGAGCGUAACCUGACGCUGAUGUUGCUUCUGCGCUUGACACGUCCUAUGGCUGUGCGGUCCAUAUUUCGAACGAUGUGCCUAGAUGCACUGACCGAAGUGUUCCAACAGGCAUACGCUAUUUUCAACGUCUUAAAUGCAUCAUGGAAUUGAAGCAACAUUCACGAAGUUUACGCACGCCU
Molecule: messenger RNA, 1211 nt
Organism: Hyposmocoma kahamanoa
Lineage: Eukaryota; Metazoa; Arthropoda; Insecta; Lepidoptera; Cosmopterigidae
Product: odorant receptor 45b-like
Exons: 5
Coding region: 1-1182 (393 amino acids)
Biological process (GO): detection of chemical stimulus involved in sensory perception of smell; sensory perception of smell
Cellular component (GO): plasma membrane
Molecular function (GO): odorant binding; olfactory receptor activity
Source: RefSeq, a predicted model, not a curated record